Messenger RNA from Prosopis cineraria, 1309 nucleotides. RefSeq names its product pseudouridine-5'-phosphate glycosidase. Lineage: Eukaryota; Viridiplantae; Streptophyta; Magnoliopsida; Fabales; Fabaceae. Bases 80 to 1099 code for a protein of 339 amino acids. The record is from RefSeq and is a predicted model, not a curated record. The transcript is spliced from 12 exons. Gene Ontology annotation, molecular function: pseudouridylate synthase activity.
UAAAAUAAUUUUCACCCCAGCUUCCCUAGUCCCUUGUUUCUGCCACUGGAUCCUCGCCCAUUUUCUGAAGGAGCUGUCUAUGGCGUUUUCCGCUCUCUCGCGACUAACUACUCUUCGGCGUCACUUGACUUUGUCUGAUACAAACGACGAGGCUGCGGGUGGCAGUUCAAUUGGAGGGUCAAUCAAGAUAGCUUCAGAUGUGUCUGAAGCUUUAUCUCUCGGGCGUCCUGUUGUCGCUCUUGAAUCCACUAUAAUUUCACAUGGGAUGCCAUAUCCUAAAAAUGUGCAGACUGCCAAAGAGGUGGAGGCUAUUGUGAGGGAGAAUGGUGCAGUUCCUGCAACUAUUGCAAUUUUAGAUGGCACACCCUGCAUAGGUCUAAGUACAGAAGAACUUGAAAGGCUAGCUACUCUGGGAAAUAGAGCUCAGAAGACAGCUCGAAGGGACAUUGCACAUGUUGUUGCUAGUGGUGGAAAUGGGGCUACUACUGUCUCUGCCUCCAUGUUUUUGGCUUCUAUGGUUAACAUUCCUGUAUUUGUUACUGGAGGAAUUGGGGGAGUACAUAGACAUGGAGAACAUACCAUGGAUAUUUCUUCUGAUCUCACCGAGCUUGGAAGAACUCCAGUAGCAGUUAUAUCGGCUGGAGUAAAAUCAAUAUUAGAUAUCCCCAGGACCCUGGAGUAUCUGGAAACGCAAGGAGUCUGUGUUGCAGCGUACAAGACCAAUGACUUUCCUGCUUUUUUCACUGAAUCUAGUGGGUGCAAGGUGCCUUGUCGGUUAGAUUCUCCAGAAGAGUGUGCUCGUUUAAUAGAAGCAAACAGGAAGCUCAAGCUUGGAACAGGGAUUUUGAUAGGAGUUCCUAUUCCUAAGGAACACUCUGCUUCAGGAAAUAUCAUUGAGUCCGCCAUACAAAGAGCCCUCCAGGAAGCUAGGGAAAAGAACAUAACAGGAAAUGCUGAGACUCCCUUCUUGCUUGCCAGAGUAAGUGAGCUCACUGGAGGUGCGUCACUUGCCUCAAAUAUGGCACUUGUGAAGAAUAAUGCUCUCUUUGGAGCUAAAGUUGCUGUGGCCCUUGCUCACCUCAGGCAACAUUCUCAGUGAAUAGAGAUGAUCUCAUAAAGUGAUUUGUCUUUGUAAACUACUCAUGUUCCCUCACUAGAUGAUACAAGUUUUUUCUUUUUUGUUCUUCUUCUUUUUAAAUGAUGAUAAAUAAAUGAUUUGUAAUUUACUUUUUAUGGGUUCUUUUUUUGUGGGUGUGGGAGGGGUUAAUUCGGGUUAGAAUAACAUUCAAGUUUUUAUUUAUCAUAUUCA